CCUUGAUAAUUUCAUGGCCCAUUUUUUCGAAACAGAUUUGAAGUUUAAGGUUUAAAAUAAGCCCUUACCAUCUCUCUGAUUUGUUAUUAGUCCAAAUGUGUAGUUGAAUAGCAUUAGUGAUUAUGCAGCGCAAAGAGAAUGAAACUCCACAAGGGCAAGCAGCUUCUGUUUUGGUUGAAUUCUUGGAGGUGGCUAUUACCGCUGUUGUGUUUCUUAAAGGCGUUUAUCCUUCUGGUUUCUUGCUUCCUUCUUUGGAUUCUCCCUCUUCCAUGCCCUUUCUUCUUCUUCUUCUUCUUCUUCUUAUUAUUAUUAUUAUUAUUAUUAUUAUUAUUUGGUGUUGGAAAAGGUGCAUUUGAGAGGAGAAGGUAUAUGAAUGUGGUGGUUCAAAGAGCACGCCACCCUCAACUUAGAUAUUACAUACAUGCUACUGUCUCAGGGUUUCUUCCCUUUUUACAAAAGGGCAUGGUAGAUAGAGUAGCUGUUGUUUUUUUCAACACUGACAAUGUUCCAUUGGAGAAAUUCAUAUUCAAGCUCACAGUGAACCAGUCGUAUGGUUCAUCCGUGGAAGGGGUGGACCUUCAGAUCUCUCUUAGAUCAUUCCUUGCCAAGCUGUCAGUCUCGGAAUCGCUUACUAAGAAGCUUCCUCCAGAUUGCAGGUGGGAGAUCACAGGCAACUUCCAAUUGCUUCCGGAGACAGGCACAAGCAAGGAAGCUAACUUCUGGAUCCCAACCGACACUAAGCAGUGGGAGCAGCCCCCUUUUAUAACUCCUAUCAGGUCAAUGAGCAGCGACCCUUUGUGCUUGCAAUUUUACAUUGAGCAUCCAAGUUUAUCAGAAUCAUCAGUGCUUUGAGAAGGGAACUCGGAGCUGUAGUGCAUGUGCAUAUAUAUAUAUAUAUAUAUAUAUAUAUAUAUAUAUAUAUAUAUGUUAUAGUAAGAAGCUUUAAUUAUAUUGCAAGUCACUAUAUAUAGUUUGAUGCAAUUUUCAAUUAGGUUUUUAUAGUUGAAAAGUUUUUAAUUAUAUUGAAUAAAAUUGAGUAACCA
Messenger RNA from Arachis stenosperma, 1043 nucleotides. RefSeq names its product DNA polymerase zeta processivity subunit. The record is from RefSeq and is a predicted model, not a curated record. NCBI's taxonomy places the organism in Eukaryota, Viridiplantae, Streptophyta, Magnoliopsida, Fabales, Fabaceae. Gene Ontology annotation, cellular component: zeta DNA polymerase complex. The transcript has 4 exons. The coding region runs from base 139 to 852 and encodes 237 amino acids.